GUCCAUGAACUCGAAAAGAAAAUAUAAAUUAUAACCUCAAAUUGAAUAUUUAAUUUAACAAUUCAAAAUCAAUAAUAUAAAUUAUGAAGCGACAUAUUACAUGUUUAUCGAGGAUACUUAUGCAGAACAAUCAUGCUAAAACAAUACCGGUUGCAAGAUAUCUUAGUACUCAAGAGGCAACAGACCGCCGCAAUCAUCUUUUUACAUUAGAAAAAAAACGGCAACAGGAAAAGAUUGGGAGAAUAGAAAAAAUUGAAGUUAAUUACAAAGGUGUUCCGAAAAAUGUGACUUUGGUUAUGAAUAAAGAUAUUUCUACGCCCUACGAUUGUGCUAAACAUAUGAGCGAGUGGCAUGUUGAGUCUAGUGCUCUAGCAUUGAUUGAUGGAAAUGUGUACUGGGACAUGCACAGACCUCUUACAGAAAAUUGCACUUUAGAGUUCCAGAACUUCACAGUAGCUGAACCUCAGCAAGUGAACAAGGCGUUCUGGAAGACAUGCUCUUUGGUGCUAGGAGCGUGUGCGUCUAUAGCGUUCAAGAAUGAUGUUACUGUUAAACUGCACAGUUUUCCCGGACCUGACAUUCGUAGCGGUUCCUUUAUAUACGACAUAGAUCUCCCAUCCCUACCAGACUGGACGCCAAGUCAACACGAGCUGUACACCAUUACAGCGGAAUUCGUCAAGUUUGCACGCCAAGGUCACCUUAUAGAGAGGCUGGAGGUCAGCCAAGACUUGGCUCUGGAGAUGUUUAUAGAAAAUGAACAUAAAUCUAGUCAAAUACCAAACAUAGCCAAAACUAACGGCAAAGUCACUCUCUACAGAGUGGGCAAGCACGUGGACAUAUCGAAGGGCCCUCUGAUCAGCAAUACGGCGCAAAUCGGACGAGUAUCAAUCACCUCUAUACACAAAUUAACUGGUUCAACAGACAGUGAAGUCAAACAGCUGCACAGGUUCCAAGGUGUAGCUUUACCUACAGGAGUCAUAUUAAAUCACUUCGCCUUCUCUAUACUUACGGAGAGAGCUAAGAAAUUGAAUCCAGCAAGGUCGCCCAUCAACAAAUACGUGGAAAGACACGAUGCCAGCGAGAUCGUAGCGGCGCGCGCGCGAUGAAUUACCUCAGUCUGUAGUCUGUAGAUAGCAUUUAUAAGUUGUAAACAUAAAUAUAUUUA
Molecule: messenger RNA, 1165 nt
Organism: Achroia grisella
Lineage: Eukaryota; Metazoa; Arthropoda; Insecta; Lepidoptera; Pyralidae
Gene: mRpL39
Product: large ribosomal subunit protein mL39-like
Exons: 8
Coding region: 84-1106 (340 amino acids)
Biological process (GO): threonyl-tRNA aminoacylation
Cellular component (GO): mitochondrion
Molecular function (GO): threonine-tRNA ligase activity; nucleotide binding
Source: RefSeq, a predicted model, not a curated record